AAGGCGCGCGGCACCGCACGGCGCCGCAUCACCGCACACACUGCGCUGCCACGAACGGGCGCCGAGCCCGCCCGCCCCGCGGGGCCGCCCUCCCUCCCUUCCCCUCCCUUCCCUUCCCCUCCUCCCGUCCCGUCCCGUUGUCGUGCCGCCUCGCGGCCGGCGCUGCCGCAGCACGCACCAUGCCCGCCGACCUGAUGGAGAAGAGCAGCGCCUCGCCGGUGGCCGCCACCCCCGCCAGCAUCAACGCGACGCCCGAUAAACCCAAAACGGCGGCGGAGCAUCGGAAGUCAUCCAAACCCAUCAUGGAGAAGCGGCGGCGGGCGCGUAUCAAUGAGAGCCUGGGGCAGCUGAAGACGCUGAUCCUGGACGCGCUGAAGAAGGAUAGCUCGCGGCACUCCAAGCUGGAGAAGGCCGAUAUCCUGGAGAUGACCGUCAAACACCUGCGGAGCUUACAGCGGGCACAGAUGACCGCUGCGCUGAGCACAGACCCUACAGUGCUGGGCAAGUACCGCGCCGGCUUCAGCGAGUGCAUGAACGAAGUGACGCGGUUCCUCUCCACCUGCGAAGGUGUCAACACUGAGGUGCGCACCCGGCUCCUGGGCCACCUGGCCAGCUGCAUGACCCAGAUCAACGCCAUCAACUACCCCGUGCCGCCCCCGCCGCUGCCACCGCCACCCGCAGCCUUCGGGCCACCCCUGGUGCCGCCGGGUGGAGGUGCGGGGCCGCUCCCGGCCGUACCCUGCAAGCCAGGUACUGAUGCAGCCAAGGUGUACGGUGGCUUCCAGCUGCUGCCUGCCUCCGAUGGGCAGUUCGCCUUCCUCAUCCCCAGCGCUGCCUUUGCUCCCGGUGGGGCUGUGCUGCCCCUCUAUGGCGGUCCUCCUACGGCUGCCACCACCGCCUCACCCUCCGGCCCCUCACCCGGCUCCGCUGACUCAGUCUGGAGGCCCUGGUGAGGGUGCCAAGCACCGGACUGGACUGAGCACCGCGCCCCGUGCUGCUGGCACGACUGUACAUAGGUUAUACGUUCAUAUUGGAUUGUGCCUUUGUACCAUAGCACUCCCUCCGACAGUGUUUCGUGUUUUACACGAGAUCUUUUUUUUCUCCCUUCCUUCCCCUUCCUUAUGUGACACCAAAGAUUGGGAUUUUUUUUUUUAAUUUUUUUUUUUUUUGAAUGCUCUUAAAAUAAAAAGAGUCUCUUCUGUUUUGGAAGGCCUUUGGAGAUACCUGGAGUGCUGCCUGUGUGCUCGGAGGGAGCCCAAGGACUGUGCUGCUGUGGGGCUGGAGCUGUGUGUGGCAGACCCCUGUCCCCUUUGUGUCUUGGGAAAUCGACUGGCCCUUUCCAUGCCCCUGGGCAGAUGUAAUUCCUGCUUCCCUGGGAGCAGCCUGGCUGAUCUGACCUGCUCAAAGUGUUGUGUUUGCAGAGCUGUUGUGUGCACUGGAGGAGGCACCUCUCAGCUGCUCACGUGCAGUGAAACAGAUUGAGCAUGGAGCCUCCUGCCCAGACCCCAGGGCCCUGUCCCUGGUGUAAAUCACCGGUGCCUGCAGCCUGGUGAUUUACAGGAGUGCCUGCCAGUGUCUCGUGUUACAACUGUGGGACAGGCCGGACGCAGUGCUGUGUCUCAGGGCUGACAGGCUGCAGCAGGCGGUGCUGGGUACCACCUCCACCUGGAGCUGGAGGCACGGAGCACGAGUCAGGCUGUGCCGGAUGAUUAAUGCUCUGCAUGUGGUUUUGAUAGAGUUGGGCAUUUCCUCUGCUUUAAUAUGGAAAACACAUGUUGGGAGAGUGAGGUGGGGCUGUGUGGGCUGCCUGCCUCUGUAACUGUGAGCUGCAGCUGACCCUCCUGACUUGGUCAUGCCCCAUUUCCAGGCAAGAUGUGAGCCCUAGAUAGGGGCAAGUGGUGGUCUCGGGUUACAGCUCACAUCGCCCUUCCUAACAAGUCCUAACUCAGAACGGACAGCUUUAAACCGAGCCAAGAUCCAUCGGGGAUUUCUUCCAAAUCCCCCACAGAAGCGUGUCAGGUUCUGCCUGGCUCAGCCAGGUGCUUGGCUGCAUCCAGGUGCUGGGGAAGUGCGAGCUGUGAAGUGUGAGAGCAGGCAGGGUCUGAGGGCUCCCCUCUCUGCAGCUUCCUGAUCUGAGAGCGCUUCUUGGGAUGGAUUUUGGAGGGGGAGAGAUGUCUGCAGUCUCUAUCUCCACAGGGCUUACAGAUGAGGAUGUGCUUGGUGAUGGCUGUCUUCUGAAAGCAGCUGCAGAGGAUGAUCUCCCAAGCAUCCGGGUGAUGACCAGCAUUCUCCUCUCCUUUUUGUAUGUAGAUUCCCCUGCAUCUCCCUGUGCCUUUGCUUUUACUACUGCCUUCACUGUGGCAUCCAGCAGCCGGGCUUUGUGUAUCUGGGGCUGCCUGCCCUUGUGUCAGCUCUGCACUGCUGCUGGUGACAUGGCAGGACCAAGCCUGCCGUGCUCUCAAGGGGCAUUUGCAGGACCUGCCUGCUCGGGAUCCGUGUUGCCUGGUGCAGGUGGGAGCUGCAUGCUUCACGUCUGGGAGCUGUUGCUACUCCAGCUGGACAGGGCUCUCCUGCUGGGAAAGCACAUAAAGAGGAGGCUAUACAGUGGGCUAAUGGACAGUGUAUAGAUCUGGGAGUGAAAGGAAAGACAAAGUGAUCUGCUAAUGGAGUUCAGAUUGCACAUGUAGCCUAUCUGCUGUAUGCUAGGCUCUGGCUUCUCCAAAGCUUUGUGUUUGCUCAGUCCCACAGCAUGUUGACGUGAGAGAUC
This is a messenger RNA of Coturnix japonica (Japanese quail), 2767 nucleotides long. It is a transcript of the gene HES1, whose product is annotated as hes family bHLH transcription factor 1. Lineage: Eukaryota; Metazoa; Chordata; Aves; Galliformes; Phasianidae. Gene Ontology annotation, molecular function: DNA binding; protein dimerization activity. Gene Ontology annotation, biological process: regulation of DNA-templated transcription. The record is from RefSeq and is a predicted model, not a curated record.